This is a messenger RNA of Moneuplotes crassus, 1580 nucleotides long. The record is from the annotation of a GenBank genome assembly. Lineage: Eukaryota; Ciliophora; Spirotrichea; Euplotida; Euplotidae.
UCUCGACUAAAGAAGCCUAAUAAACGUAGCCAAGGAUGUCUAAAACCCAAAGUUCGGUCUUCUGGGUCAGUUCCUUUGCUCUAAAAGCUUCGCCUCCAACUAUGAAUAAUUACAGGAACCGUCCAAGGAGGCAGAUAAAUCUUACAAAGAACAAGAAUCUGAAAUCCUUAAGAAGAUUCUGUGAUGGCACUCUGAAGGAAUCUCAUGACGAGCAUACUCAGGAUUGAGCAGGACAUGGUAAACUUCAAAAUGCCACCGACUGUAACUUCAAGGAAAUAUAUUCCAAAGUUGAGAUGGCAAGUAGCCUUCUUCGAAGCAAAAGUGCAGAUCGGCAACAAUCAGCCAUCUCAAGGUAUGAAAGACAGAGAAGGAAAUAUCGAAGUGGACUAAAUCCAAGCAGCAAGUCUUCAACUGGAUGGAAGCUAUCAGAAAGUCAGAGUCUCAGUAGAAGGAACUGAUCCAAUCUUAUUCGCUCUAAAUCUCCAAAGCUCAAAGUCUCAAACAGUCUCAUUAAGAAUAUGAAGCCAUCCUCAUCUAUCCCUUCUAACUCCUGUUCGACAAGUAGGAAGAUUGGUCCAAAGUUUGUUCAGCCUUCAGCAGAGUUGAGGUCAAAGAAGGUAAUCCACAAUGGAUCCAAGAACUCCUUCUUAGGCAGCAGAGGUAAAAAGAGGGAUGUCUCAAAUGAAAUGUUUCAACAAUACCUAAUUCCAAAGCAAAUAUCUCCACAUAACCAGAGACUAAGCCCUAAGAACUUGAGUACUGAUAGAGAGAAGAUCUUCCAAGAAUUAGGAAAAUGAAAGUCAAAGCAUAAGAAGCUCAAAGGCAGAUUCAAACGAGUCAUUGAGGACAAUAAGAACCUAAGGGUCCUUAACAAAGGGCUGAAUAAAGUGGUCGAUGAAAUAAUUGCCUACCUUACUAGAGUCCUUCGGUCAGAACAAGACAACCAAGUCGCUAAUAAGAUCAUAAAUAUUUUUAAUAACCAUCACGAAGAGAUUACGAAGAAGUCUAUUAAAGCUAGAGGUGACUCUAUACUCAGAGAAGAAGUGUCUACUUCUUUUUCAGUCUCAGUCAUGGAAAAGGAGAGUCAUAACUCUUCGAAGAUACUGUCUGAUCCUAAAAUUGCUACAAAGCCUCUUGAUAGACUACUUCCAAACGAACUUGGACAGAGAAAGAUUGUGCCUAAGAAAGAGCUGAAGAUAUUCCAUCCGAAAAUUUUGUGGCAAAGAGAAGCCGUAAAUUCCAGUAGAGUUAUCGAUUCUUUCCAGAGUCCGAUAAUAGACACUAAGAACUUCCACUCAACUCUGGAAGGGUUUAGAGAGAACCUAGAGAAAGUAGACAUGAUCUUAAAGGGAUGUAGUAAAGACUCUCAGGCUAAAUUCUCAAGCCUCCGUGAAGUCUCAUGCAAUAUUGAAGCCCAACCCAGAAGGUUAAGCGAGAAGUACUCCUCUAAGAAACCUAAGCUCUGAGGGCUGAUGUCAAAGAUGAAAUCAGGCCAUUCGAGGAAUGUUGAGAAUGUCGUGUCAAGCAGAUCUGAGAAAAUUAAAGAAAACUAAAGAGGGGUUUAAAGUUGAAAAGAUUGG